AAGCCCAACAAACUUAAAACAACAUCCAACCUCAACCCUUCAACUCCUCAACCAUCGCCAAUCGAUUAUGUCUUCACCCGAUUCAUCCCCAUCAUCUGCCUCAUCGGACUCGUCUUCAUCCAUAGCCUUUGAUCCCAACACACUCACCCAACAACCCACACAAGCUAACCUACCAGCAGCAACAAACCCAGAGCUGCUUCUCAACAACCCCUUGCCAUCAUCCUUAAAUCCGACGAUCGAAUCCAACUCUCAAUCGACUGCUUUCACUCUAUCUGGAUUCACAAACAACAACCUACAACAUUCUCAGAACACUGACCUCACCUCGCUGGCCAACACUCAAUCAACUACAAAUAAUCCCUCCCAACCGAUCUCUAAAACUUCUCAUCCAACUGCCCCUUCAAGAGGAUGGAUGAGUCAGAGGAAGGGGAAAGCUAUUCAUAUCGAUGACGAUCAUCCGUCCCUCAGAACCGAGCUGAAUGGUGAAUUCGAAUCAGACCAAUCGGAGCAAACCAUCACUAGUACUAGUUCGCAAAGAAUCGUCGAACUCGGAAUCGUAGAAGAGCAAUUGUCACAAUUGCUUAAUUUGGCUUCUGAUGCCUUGGGCUCACUUGGGCCUUCAUUGGAUCAGAAUGAGUCGACUAACACGGCCACCGAAACGUUUUCAAGUUCGAUUCACCAAUACUUCGAGCUCCUCAACAAAAUUCAAUUAGGUCUACGCACAUCGAUGUCUCAUUUACGAGUCUCGCGAGUAUCCACUCGAAUCCUGUUUGAGCCCGCGCAUGUCUCGAUCCCUAACUGUCCAGUAGGUUUAGGCGAUCUCAAGCUGAUGGCCAAUCCUACUUUCAAUCAAAACACCUUAAACCAUCCAUUUACCAAAGAAGGCCAAGAGGCAGGAUCAUCCGCUUUGAGCUUGGGCUCAUUGGUUGCUGAAAGGAACGCGUGGCAGGACUUGGUCGAGUCGCUCGAAUUCAUCAAGGCUCAGCGAACUCGACUUUGAAAACACCCUCAUCACUUGAUCCUCUUCAUCUUGGCCUAUUCAUAGUCUCAUUUCGUCGCAUCACCUGUGAAGAUCACAUGUCUUCCUGUUGUUGAUAUUGUACAAAUCAAAAAAAAGUGCAAUUGAAUUGAACUUGAAGACAAAUAAAACUUAUAAUCACUUGGUUUUUGACCAGGCUGCAAUACACACCACAAUAAGCUGCAUUUCAAUCUUAUUUGUACAGCUAAUUUGGAAAAGCUUGUCCUUCCG
Puccinia graminis f. sp. tritici CRL 75-36-700-3 is the source of this 1246-nucleotide messenger RNA. RefSeq lists its product as uncharacterized. The record is from RefSeq and is a predicted model, not a curated record. Bases 68 to 997 code for a protein of 309 amino acids. NCBI's taxonomy places the organism in Eukaryota, Fungi, Basidiomycota, Pucciniomycetes, Pucciniales, Pucciniaceae. Gene Ontology annotation, molecular function: transcription coregulator activity. Gene Ontology annotation, biological process: regulation of transcription by RNA polymerase II. The transcript is spliced from 3 exons. Gene Ontology annotation, cellular component: mediator complex.